AUGACUUCCGACGAAAAGCUCACCCUCGUCCAGGCAAUCAUCGAGACCACAGACAAGCAUGACUUCGUAUCUCCCCAGCUGUUCGCUGACUCUGCUUCCCAACGAGAAAGACAAGAGGUGGAAGCCGCCCGGACAUAUAUCCUUCAGCAAGCCUUUCCUACCAUCCAGACCCUUACGCCCCUGUGUAACACAAAAGCUCUGAGCUACACAAUACGGCUAGAUACGGUUGGUAGCUUCCUGAAGCCGCAGCCUCACAUGCUCAUCACCCAAGAUCCGGGAGGCCUCCACGUUGCGGAAGUCAAUUUCCAUACCCACGGCUACGACACUACAAUCGUUUACAAGGACGUCGGCAUCAGCCAGAGACUUGCUUUACAAAAUCUACAAGAACAGAACUUCGAAUGUUUGAUCAAUGGCAAGCCACAUCUGUGGCACCCCCUUGGUCCUAGUAAAAGCGUAUUUGAGUUGACAGAGGAAGCAAAAAAGAGGGUCGCGCUGUUCGUAUACGCGGAGGGUAUGGCUCAAAGAACAGGCUCUACUUCGGCCAAUGGUAUGCCUGUCCAGGAACAAAAGAUAGGAGAAGUGCAUGUCAUGGAAGACUUCUUGCAUGAGCCAGUCGCACUGCAGCAGACACUUUUCUCCGCUAUUGUGGUCGUUGAGCAAGCAAAGAGGAGGGCGACUAGUAUAGCGAGCUGGGUGCCCCCUCCGGCAAGCAAAACACAUUUUCCAGGACGGCGCCGAAGUAGACAGGAUGGUAAGAGUAUGUAG
This is a messenger RNA of Letharia lupina, 765 nucleotides long. RefSeq lists its product as uncharacterized. The record is from RefSeq and is a predicted model, not a curated record. NCBI's taxonomy places the organism in Eukaryota, Fungi, Ascomycota, Lecanoromycetes, Lecanorales, Parmeliaceae. The transcript has a single exon. Bases 1 to 765 code for a protein of 254 amino acids.